This is a messenger RNA of Acanthoscelides obtectus, 460 nucleotides long. The record is from the annotation of a GenBank genome assembly. Lineage: Eukaryota; Metazoa; Arthropoda; Insecta; Coleoptera; Chrysomelidae.
GUUUAUUAUUAAAAAAACACACAAAAUAACGUUACAAAAGAAAAUAUGAAAUUCUGACUAGUAAAAAAUAUAUAUAUUUUUUUUUGUUUUGGAGCUUUCAUCCUCAUUGACAUCAUCUGCAUCAGUUUCUGCUAACUCAUCUGGAAGAGAAUACUUACAUUUUAAUUUAAAGAAUUCAUCGUGAAACCUGGCAGGUAUGACAUUUCUUAAUAACACAGGAAUUCCCUAUACAGGGUGUCACUAAAUUAGUAUUCAAACUUCAACCACAAACAGAACAAGAAAUUUGCGAUAAACAUGGGUCCGGAAAUGUUUCAUUUCCGAGAUACAUUGUGUUGAAAAUACUUUAAAAGAUCAGUUUUUUCUUAUAAUUCAGUAAAAAUGUUUUCGAAAAUUUUUAAACUUUGUCGUUUCUCUUAUUUCGAUUGAUCUAUUUCGAUUACGUCUUCAUUUACUAAAGUAG